UAACAACGAAGAGAACCAUGAGAAUUGUACGCAUUUUUGUAGUAUUUGCAGCCCUUGUGGCUUUGAGUGCAGCUGAACAUGGCUCUGGGUCGAAGAAUCGAAGGGACAAUGCCCUUGAAAAGAUUAUGCCACGACUUCUGUGGAAUCUACGACGUGGCGACAACAACCAGGAGAGCCACAGGCAGCAGCAACCCAUCAUCAUUGUGCAGCAACCUUCAUCGAAUUCGGAGUCGGACAGACACCAUCAUCAUCCCCAUUAUCCAUUUUAUCCAUACUAUCCACCACCACCACAGACUCGUCCACCGCAGCCACAGUUCCCCGGAAUGGAGUAUCUGGGCAGUGGAAGUGGGGGACCCACCUUCUUGAUUGUCAACCCGAACAACAUGCAGGGCAUCUAUCUGCCCAGCUCCGCCAACAGCUCCAACAGCACGAGUGCCCGGAGGAGCGCCUUUGUCCCCUCGAUUGGUGAUCUUUUGCAGGGUCUGAGCUUCAACGAUCUGGUUGAUGGAAGUCUCUUCGAAGACGACUCUGAGGUGGUCGAUGCUGCCGAGGAGGGGAAUGUGGAGGACGCUGCUUUUGAGAAUGAGCGUCCAGCUGGGUCAGCGGAUCAGCUGGAUGGCGAUGUACUCAGCGUGGACGAAAUCGAUGUCUUGGAUCGUCAGAACAAUCGUGGCCUGAACCCCAAGCUUCUGUUCUCCAUGCUCAUGCAGGAUAAACGUCGCAGGCGCAUCCAGGAAGUCCUUGCCGGCAUUUACUUGAGGAACACUCAUCUGAAUAGAAAGUGAGUCGUCGAGU
Drosophila guanche is the source of this 795-nucleotide messenger RNA. RefSeq lists its product as uncharacterized. Lineage: Eukaryota; Metazoa; Arthropoda; Insecta; Diptera; Drosophilidae. The transcript has 2 exons. The coding region runs from base 18 to 785 and encodes 255 amino acids. The record is from RefSeq and is a predicted model, not a curated record.